Molecule: messenger RNA, 438 nt
Organism: Metarhizium album ARSEF 1941
Lineage: Eukaryota; Fungi; Ascomycota; Sordariomycetes; Hypocreales; Clavicipitaceae
Exons: 1
Coding region: 1-438 (145 amino acids)
Source: RefSeq, a predicted model, not a curated record
AUGAAGUAUUCCAUGCUCUCCGUUGCCGCCUUCGUGGCCUUCUCCCUCGGCUCCCCGGCGUACUACUUUGAUGAUGAGGGAGUAUACCCAGCCGAUGCCGGCGAUGCCAUUGUAACGAACUACCUGGAUCAGGCGGUCGAUGUGGUCAAAGUGCCGGGAGGGCCAUCGCGGCGUAUUUGGCCGAGGAGCCGCGCUUCAUUUCCGGGAGGGUUCAGCGCAGACCUGAAAAUCAACGAGCAGGUGGAAGUGAGCUAUUCCAGCGGGGAUGAACACACGUUCAAUUACCAGGUCAAGCCGAUUGGUGGCGGAUUCCAGGGAUGCAUCCAUGUGAGACCUUCCGGAUGUGAUCCCAUAAGGUGGUGCUCGGGACAAGGAGAUUCGCGUCAGGUUACUUGUCGCGAGGGCACUCAGCUCCCCAUCUACCUGACAUAUGGGUGA